This is a messenger RNA of Alosa alosa (allis shad), 2249 nucleotides long. RefSeq names its product estrogen receptor-like. The transcript is spliced from 11 exons. Gene Ontology annotation, biological process: regulation of DNA-templated transcription. The record is from RefSeq and is a predicted model, not a curated record. The coding region runs from base 424 to 2151 and encodes 575 amino acids. NCBI's taxonomy places the organism in Eukaryota, Metazoa, Chordata, Actinopteri, Clupeiformes, Clupeidae. Gene Ontology annotation, molecular function: DNA-binding transcription factor activity; zinc ion binding; sequence-specific DNA binding.
CUGGCGUCAGCAGGGGCGUUCGGAGACAGGAGCGCGAGCCGAGCCGAAAAUCCUCCUCUCCUCCUCCGGGUAAACUCUCCGAGUUUGUUUUGGCAAACAACCUGUUUUCGUGCCGCCGCGUUGCCUACCGCAGCUGUACUGCCGUUCGCGCACCUAGAGCGCAGACGAAUCUACUUCUAGCUAUUUUCCACUCACUUCAGACACGUUUUUGUCCUUUGAAGUUGCCACUUUUCAUCCUGCUGUCAUCUCUCAAGCCUGCCAUGUGCGGAAUGUAAUCUUUAUUGUGAGACAGCGGUACCAUAAGGCUCCAUCUCCAUCCAGACCAUCUUUUAUUCCUCUCCCUCUUGCUCCUCUGUCUAGCGGUACCAUAAGGCUCCAUCUCCAUCCAGACAGAGGGAGUGCUGCAUACUCCUCUCCCCCAGAAUGAGCUCCCGUCCUGGGCCGGCCGAAGGCUGUCUGUCCCCUGAGCUGCUGGAGCUCCAGGAGGCCUCAUGCGGCCUCCUCCCCUCCUCCCUGGACACCGUCUGCAUCUCCUCACCCUACGCAUACGGUCACUCGGACUGCCCCUCCACAGACUGCCCCCAGGAGGCGCUAAUGUUCUACAGCCCCGGCGUGGAGUGCGGACGGCCCCUGGGGAGUCCACUCAGCCCCCCCACACUCUUCUGCCCCCCCCCACUCAGCCCCCCCACACUCUGCCCCCCUCCCUCACUGACCCCUCCCUCACUGACCUGCCCCCCUCCCUCACUGGUUGACCCCAACAGCCCCUGGCCAGAGGCCAAAGACCACAGAGAGCCAGCCUCAAAUCUACUGCUGGACCAGAUGUUGUGUGGUGUUCCGGUGGUUGAUGAAGGUCCGGCCUCCUCCUCUUCCUCGGUGUGUGCGUUGCCGGGCGACGUGAUGCUGAAGUCAGAUGUGCACUUGUGCGCUGUGUGCCAUGACUACGCCUCCGGCUACCACUACGGAGUCUGGUCCUGCGAGGGCUGCAAGGCCUUCUUCAAGAGGAGCAUCCAGGGUCACACUGACUACGCCUGUCCGCGACUCAACCAGUACCAUCGACAAGAGCCGCAGAGCUGCCAGGCCUGCAGGCUCAGGAGAUGCUACCAAGUGGGCAUGGUGAAGAGUGGCGUGCGGCGGGAGCGUUGUGGUUACCGUGGUGCCCGUCUGAGGCGUCUGCCGCAGGUGUGUGAGACUAGAGGGGGUCAUUCAGCCCGUCGCCUGGAGACCACCUUCCCCCUGCCCACCCUCACACACACACUCACCCUCACGCCCCAUCAGCUGGUCUCCUGCAUCCUGGAGGCGGAGCCUCCUCAGAUCCACCUAUCAGAGCGUCCACAGACACCGUACACCGAGGCCAGUAUGAUGAUGUCACUCACCACCCUCGCCCACAAGGAGCUGCUGCUCAUGAUCAGCUGGGCCAAGAAGAUCCCAGGCUUUGUGGAGUUGACCCUGUGUGACCAGGUGCGUCUGUUGGAGUGCUGCUGGUUGGAGGUGUUGAUGCUGGGUCUCAUGUGGAGGUCGGUGGAUCAUCCAGGAAAACUCAUCUUCUGUCCUGACCUCCAGCUCGACAGGGAUGAGGGCCACUGUGUGGAGGGCAUGGUGGAGAUCUUUGACAUGCUGCUGGCGGCCACUGCCCGCUUUAGGGAACUCAACCUGCAAAAGGAGGAAUACAUCUGCCUCAAAGCCAUGAUCCUGCUCAACUCCAACCUCUGUAUGAGUUCUUUGGGGUCAGCAGUGGAGCUGGAGGGCCGAGGGAAGGUGUUGCGGCUGCUGGACUCCGUGACAGAUGCACUGGUCUGGGCUAUCAGCAGGACUGGCCUCUCCUUCAGACAACAGUCGGGCCGCCUCGCACAGCUACUCAUGCUGCUGUCACACAUACGCCACCUCAGCAACAAGGGUAUGGACCACCUCUGGAGCAUGAAGAAGAAGAACGUGGUGCUGCUGUACGACCUGCUGCUGGAGAUGCUGGACGCCAACACACACACACACACACACACACACACACCACACACCUCCCGCCCUCGAACUCCCCAGCCCUCACAGUGGCCACAGCAGGAGGACAGGAACCCAAGUUGCCUGGGCAGCCGUGGAGCCAGGUGUGUGAUGGGCAACCAGACGGCUGACCCGAUUGACCUCCGACCUCCUGAGUCCUGAAUCACAAGACCCUUUGAAGGACCGGCAGGACACACACACGCACACGCACACACACACACACACACGUGCGCGCGCGCGCACACACACACACACACACA